This is a messenger RNA of Cryptomeria japonica (Japanese cedar), 927 nucleotides long. Its product is annotated as zinc finger protein 4-like. Gene Ontology annotation, molecular function: DNA-binding transcription factor activity; transcription cis-regulatory region binding. Gene Ontology annotation, biological process: cytokinin-activated signaling pathway; trichome differentiation; trichome morphogenesis. The record is from RefSeq and is a predicted model, not a curated record. Gene Ontology annotation, cellular component: nucleus. The coding region runs from base 1 to 927 and encodes 308 amino acids. Lineage: Eukaryota; Viridiplantae; Streptophyta; Pinopsida; Cupressales; Cupressaceae. The transcript has a single exon.
AUGGUUUUGAGCUCUGCAAACAACUUUGCAAGCUUGAAGUCAGUUAUGAACACAGUUGAAAAUGAGAACUCCCCAUGUUUAAGCCACCAACUUUCCUCUGUGUCCUCUUUGUCUCAGGAUUCAAAAGCCCUGGCAGAGGCAAACGGCCAUGCUGAUGAUGGGAAUGAUAACCAGCCUGAUAUUGCAUUGGGUUUGAGUCUUGGGAUCGGGAGCGGCUGUUAUGAUGGGGGGCAGGGUAGGCUAGGUGAAGACUUUGAUCUCCCCAAGGAAGGCGGAUGUGGGAAGCCUUCCAAAACAGUUGGUGAGAGCACAGGGUCUGCUCAAGAAGGGUUUUGGGAAGCUCGCACUUACCGAUGUUUGUUCUGUCCUAGGAAGUUCAACAGUUCUCAGGCAUUGGGGGGGCAUCAAAAUGCUCAUAAGAAGGAAAGGACAGCAGCAAGGAGGGCUCAAAGAUCGCAUUUGAAUAUUCAACAGAGGUUCUGCAGCUUAGCACCUUCACCGCCAUUUUUCGCUCCUCAAUUUGCUCCAAAUUCCAGAAUUUUGAAUAGUUGCCUCUCUAUAAGUGCCCAUUCUGCAACCAUUCAAGGAGGAGUAGGAGGGGCACUUGGAGGAGGAGGGGGAAUAGAUGGAUGGGUUCGCCCUGUUGUUGGGAAUCAGCUCAAUGUAGGUAGAUAUUUUCCGUCUGACCUCUCGGAAGAAGUUGAUUGCAGGGGUGGAGCUCCCUAUGGCUUAAACAUAGGCUAUGGCUUCCCCGAGGAGGAAAUGGGUUUUGUGAAAUGGCCCUGUAGCUUUCGUCAUGCGGUGGAACCAAGAGGAGAUGGCUUGGUUUCUCAGAAAAGGAUCCGAACUGGGGAUGCCCACUUCUCUGAGACAGGUUUGGCUUUGCCAUCAGAUGAUCAGAAGCUAGACUUAUCUUUGCGUUUGUGA